Molecule: messenger RNA, 768 nt
Organism: Penicillium digitatum Pd1
Lineage: Eukaryota; Fungi; Ascomycota; Eurotiomycetes; Eurotiales; Aspergillaceae
Source: RefSeq, a predicted model, not a curated record
AUGGUGAUCUUCUACAAGCGCCUGGCAGAUCGCACCCAGUACCAGAUUGUGUAUAAUAUCACACUCUGUAUCCUGGCUGCGACCUGGCUAGUGGUGUUUUUUGACAUUAUCUUCAAGUGCUAUCCGCCCCGGCGGCAGUGGGAGGGGAUUACUAAUGCCGAGUGUGAGGAUGCUUCCAUGUCAACCACAGAUGCAGGGACUAACGCUCUUUCAGUGACAUGUCCCAAAGGACCGUCCACAGUCAACUUCUGGAUCACGAUCUUCUUCAACAUCUUCACUGAUGUCUUCAUUAUCUGCCUCCCCAUUGCGCAAGUUGUGCGACUCAAGAUGCCCACGAGACAAAAAUGGGGUGUCAUCUCUGUCUUCCUCCUGGGUGUACUUGUAGUCAUCACUAGCAUUAUCCGAGCGAUCUACUCCCACCGCAACGAACAAAUGAUCACCUGCACCGUCUCCAUGGUCGAAACCGCCAUCGCCAUCAUUACUUCGUGUCUCCCCGUUCUCCGCACCCUGGUAUUCGGCUCGCACUCUCGCACCGGAACCUACAGCGGCCACCGCGGCUACGAGCUCUCGCACUCUGGUGUGCACACCGGUGCCCAGGCCAGCAAGCAACACACUACCGUGUCCACCUCACAAAGUCACAUUGACCGCGGCGUAGAUGACAUUUCGUUCCACGACUCCGACGAUGGAUUGGUUAAGGAUCCGGCACCAGUUCCUGGACCAGGAAUAGCUGUCAGGACCGAUUAUUUCGUGCAUGAGGAUCGUGUUUAA